GUCAGAUCUAUCCCCGACAUUCUCGCACCUCUCAACCCAGCAACAAUGUCCGUCCUCCAAGAGCUCGCAAAAACCCUCAACUACCCUCUCGACCUCGCCCGCGUCCCCUGCUCCGGCCUCAACAAUACAGGCAAAAAAUGCGGAAAUUUCCUUUCAGGAGUCAGCACCAUCAAAGCGCGGGGAAAGCUCGAGACGCUCUCCAAGAUCGAACACACAACUUUCAAUGGACAAACUGCUGAACUCCGAGAUUCCGCUACAUGUACGUUCUGUCCUACGCACCAAGGCGAUGCGAGGGUAGAGGUUAGGAUCAAGCAACUGUUGGAACUUAUGGGGAAGAGUAGUGGCGGUGAACAAAGACGUCAAGUUCCUAAACUCGUUUCUGUGCAAUACGCUACACCGAUACGAGCCCCGGCAGAAUCACGAACUCCUGCUCCUGCUCCUCCCUCGCCAGCAAUAGCGAUCCCCAAAGCACCCGCGAAUCUCGACACCAUGAUCCGGCAAAUCCGUAUCUGGACACAAUACCCGAACCAAAAAGUCGUCGCCUACGUGACUUCCACUCUCGAAAAACUUGUACUUGACGUCCAAACCGGAAUCCGAGAGCUUGAGGCUGAGGAGCGUGCGGCUACGAAGAAGAAACGAUAUGCUGUACCACCAGGUUGGCUGCAAGCUGCAGACGGAAAGUUCGAGAGGGAGGAGGGCUGCGGUAUGACGACCAGAUCCCAGAGGGUGGAUUUCCCGCCAGGUUGGUUGAAGGGCUCGGAUGGGACGUGGGUUGAGGGUGAUGAUUAUUAUGAGAUAUUGUAG
Mollisia scopiformis is the source of this 804-nucleotide messenger RNA. RefSeq lists its product as uncharacterized. Lineage: Eukaryota; Fungi; Ascomycota; Leotiomycetes; Helotiales; Mollisiaceae. Bases 46 to 804 code for a protein of 252 amino acids. The record is from RefSeq and is a predicted model, not a curated record. The transcript has a single exon.